Panicum hallii is the source of this 2045-nucleotide messenger RNA. Its product is annotated as NAC transcription factor NAM-B2-like. NCBI's taxonomy places the organism in Eukaryota, Viridiplantae, Streptophyta, Magnoliopsida, Poales, Poaceae. The record is from RefSeq and is a predicted model, not a curated record. The transcript has 4 exons. The coding region runs from base 174 to 1433 and encodes 419 amino acids. Gene Ontology annotation, biological process: regulation of DNA-templated transcription; system development. Gene Ontology annotation, molecular function: DNA binding.
CCGUCUCCGGCCGGCUCUCCUCCAGAAAUCCCCGCGCGGAUCACUCGCCCGCCGGCCCUGCUCUCAGCUCGCUCGUCCCAACCGACAGCGUAACAAACCCCGGCCAUCCUCGUCGCUGUCUGCUCCUUCACACUAGAAGCUCUGCCAGAGCUGCAGGAUCCAUCCCGCGGGUGAUGAGGUCCAUGGAGAGUACGGACUCGUCGUCCGGCUCGGCGCCACCGCGGCGGCAGCAGCAGCAGCAGCCGAAGCAGCCGGGAUCGGCGCCGGACCUCCCGCCGGGGUUCCGGUUCCACCCGACGGACGAGGAGCUCGUCGUCCACUACCUCAAGAAGAAGGCCGCCUCCGCGCCGCUGCCCGUCGCCAUCAUCGCCGAGGUCGACCUCUACAAGUUCGACCCGUGGGAGCUCCCUGAUAAGGCGACCUUCGGGGAGCACGAGUGGUACUUCUUCAGCCCAAGGGACCGCAAGUACCCGAACGGAGCGCGGCCGAACAGGGCGGCGACAUCGGGGUACUGGAAGGCCACCGGCACCGACAAGCCCAUCCUGGCGUCCAACGGCAGCCGCGAGAAGGUCGGCGUGAAGAAGGCGCUCGUGUUCUACCGCGGGAAGCCGCCCAAGGGCCUCAAGACCAACUGGAUCAUGCACGAGUACCGACUCGCCGACGCCGCAGGUUCCACCACCGCCCACCGGCCGCCGCCCGGCGCCGGCGGUGGCGGUGGCAAGGCCACCUCUCUCAGGCUGGAUGACUGGGUGUUGUGCCGCAUCUACAAGAAGACCAACAAGCUCGGAGUCGGCGAUCACCAGAGGAGCCUGGAGUGCGAGGACUCCGUCGAGGACGCGGUGGUGGCCGCGUACCAUACCCACGCCGCGCCUGCCGUGGCCGCUGCGGGGGGAGGAGGGGCGCAUGGCGGAAACUACACCUCGCUGCUCCACCAUCAUAGCGGCCAUGAGGAUCACUUCCUGGACGGGCUGCUCACUGCGGAGGACGCCGGCGGCCUCUCGGCGGGCGCCAGCUCCCUGAGCCAUCUCGCCGCGGCGGCGAGGGCGGCACCAUCUGCCACCAAGCAGCUCCUCGUCCCCUCCUCCACCCCGUUCAACUGGCUCGACGCGUCAGCGCUCGCGAUCCUUCCUCCGACAAAGAGGUUUCAUGGGUACAGCGGCAGGGACACCACUACUGACGGCGGUAUGUCCCUGUCGUCGCCGUCCGAGAGAAACCACCUGGCCGCUGUUGGCGCCGGUGCCGUCGACAAUGGCGCCAGCGGCGGCGCUAGUGCCAUUCCUACGUUCCUCAAUCCGCUCGGCGUGCAAGCCGCGGCGACCUACCACCACCACGCCAUCCUCGGCACGCCGGUGCCGCCGGAAGCAGCUGCCGCGGCCGCCGCCUGCACUUUCCAGCAUCCCUACCAGCUCUCCGGGGUGAACUGGAACCCGUGAAUCCAUGAUACCGACACCGCCUAUGAGCAUGCAUCGAAUGCAUGGCUGGCUUUUCAGGUAGUCAACAUUGCUAGCUCUAGUAGUUGUUGUAGUGGUAGUCUCAUUCAGUGAGCACUGAGUAGUAGCACGCACAGGACACUUGCAUGCAUACAGCUAGUUCCCCCAUCUCCUAUACCACGAGCACGUACCUGUACGGACUAGCAGCUAAGCAACGACGACAUUGCUAGUAGAUAGGCCAUAUUUCAAACAAACAAAAAAUCUACUAAUAUACUUACAUACUACAGUAGAUAUGAUUAGCCUCUUGAACCUAGCUACAGUUUGGACCCUGCAUAUUAAUAAGUGCGCAUCAUGCAGUUGAUGACAUCCGAGUCACAUAAUUGUUAACUCUUUACUGCAUAUCGCGGUCGUAAGCUGAAAAGAAUUAGGGCGUGGUAAUUGCAUGCAUGUAGAUAUAUGCUUGACCCAUGCAUAUGCCCUCAUGUAAAAAUGUCCAUAUACUAGCUAUAGCCGCAUCUAGUACGUAUUGUACGUACAGGAUUUCCUAGUUGGGUGGCAGCCGUGUAUAGACUAUAGAUGACCACCUCUUUGCAUUGCAAUGGGUUGGUUGCUAGA